AGCCGUGUCCUGUUAACAACAUGAAAUCACAAAGACUGGAAAAUGUACGAAGAGAGUUGGUGAAGAAAAUAGUGGCCGAGUGCAAGGAACGCGAAGUAGAGACGGCCAAGGAUAUCGUUUCUUUCCUACUGUCUUUACUUCAAUUAAAUCCCGCGUAUGAAGUUAAACCGGACGAUGAGGAGAGCAAUGAAAAAAUUGUUAAGGCCGUGACUGAUAAAAUAUGCGAUCAAGAUAAGCCGAGUUUAACGGUGUUGAAAAGUCAAUUAUAUUUUGCCAAACACUAUCAUGGCACGGCUGAAACUGUUAAGCGGCAUAGAUUACGUUUGCAUAUGAAAACUGGACCGAUGGUAGCAGAAAUCUGUCAAACCGAAAAAAUUGCCAAUCUGCAGGAGGCUGAGAAGUUAUAUCAAAAGAUGUUAGUGGUCAUUACGAUCCUAAGCGGUCUCGGAAAUCCCACUGUACCUUCCGUACUCCGGGAGGUUUCAGUAGCGUUGCAAAGCGUUUUUCAGCCCUCGGAAUUGGAGCAAUACGUGAAAAUGUCUAAACGCGAGAAAGAGGAACAGCUGAUGGAAUUAAUGUGCAUAGUCGCGGGGAUACGUUUGUUUAACAGAGAUUGCCAACGCGGUGGCGAAGGCAUCGAUGAUCUGCCGGGUAUUUUGCAAAAGGCCGUGAAAAGAACUCACGAAACUAUCAUGGGAUUUCUGACACAGUUAAUGACCAAGAUAUACGGUUUUACUGCAGCCGUGGAAAAGAUAAGUUACUUGAGGGAGAUAAUACCGUUCGGUGUCUUCACUGUUGAAAAUGUGAACUGGGCAAUUGAAAUGCUGACGGCAUGCCGGCAACAGGAGAUCUACGUCAGGAAGCUGUUGAACGAUGCCGAGUGCAGCGAUAAACAAAUACAAAGUCUGAUGGAACGUCUUCAGGGACGUCUGUUCAAACUUCACGACACCGUCAGAUACAGAAUUGCCAUUCCUACUGUCCAAGUAUACCCCCAAUUCAUCGAUCUAGCCGAUAUCUGGAUGGGACUCCAAGACGAAGUGGUUACGCUGAGCAGUAUUAAUAACUUCCUUUGGAAACUGGAAGGCCUAGGCGCGAGGCAUCUGGAGGUGUACAACGAAACGAUAUUAAAUGAUAUGGUGGCUACUGAGAAGGUUCUUACGGAUGCGGAGAGAUUAGAACGGUCGAUGGGAGAAACAAUAACCGAAUGCGGAGAAUGCAUGAUGUAUUAUCCCAACGAAACGAAGGACUUUGAGAAUAUAAAUUUAGAAUUUUUAGGAUUUUGCGCGUGGAGUUUCGUCGUUGGGAGGGGUGCGCUGAUUCCGGGAAAUCCGAACAACGGUGUCGCUAAAUGGAAGGGAAAAUAUUACGUGUUCAGCUCUCGGAUGGCAUCCGAACAAUUUGGCCAAGAUCCUGACAGGUACAUUUAUGAUGCGUUCGACUUCAUACGGAAUCACAUCGAAUACGUGUACUUGUUUCAAGUGCGAGACGACGUACAGGCCUUACAAGCGCAGGAGGUGCUGUCGGAAGAGGGGCCUCAGUUGAAAACGUGCCAACAUCAAACGGUUCAAACGGAUUUGCAUAUACUUCCACCGGUGAUCGAUCAGAAUUAUUCUUCGAACAUGUGGGAACUGAGGAGUAAAGCGUUACACUUGGCAAGCAUAAGCAGAUGCGUAACACGCAGCACACAAACGUACAAGUCCAAUUUCAGAUAUGGUGUUUACGUACAAGUUGCUCCGCCCCGGGAUAAAGAAGUUCAAACGAGAAGAGAUAAUUACAUGAACACAAAGAAGCUGUUAACGUAUAUAUUUGGCUUACGGGGAAGACGCGACGAUAAUCAACACGUGUUAUCUUUCUUAGAAGACGAGCUCGAGCAUUUGUAA
This is a messenger RNA of Ceratina calcarata, 1880 nucleotides long. RefSeq names its product cilia- and flagella-associated protein 206. The coding region runs from base 21 to 1880 and encodes 619 amino acids. Gene Ontology annotation, cellular component: ciliary basal body; axoneme. The transcript has 13 exons. Lineage: Eukaryota; Metazoa; Arthropoda; Insecta; Hymenoptera; Apidae. The record is from RefSeq and is a predicted model, not a curated record. Gene Ontology annotation, biological process: regulation of cilium beat frequency.